This is a messenger RNA of Austrofundulus limnaeus, 2294 nucleotides long. RefSeq names its product zDHHC palmitoyltransferase 22 (gene zdhhc22). Lineage: Eukaryota; Metazoa; Chordata; Actinopteri; Cyprinodontiformes; Rivulidae. Gene Ontology annotation, molecular function: palmitoyltransferase activity. The record is from RefSeq and is a predicted model, not a curated record.
GGGACACAGACGCUUCCGGACCAGCAGGGGGCGCUGGAUAAAUGAGUUCCCAGCUGGCCGGAGCUCCAUGAAGACAUUUAUCUGCUGCAGCUGGGCUCCGUGGUGCUGAAGGGACGGCUCCUCUGCUCUCCCACAUCUGCAGAAAUGUUCACCCGUAUGUUAAAGCUGCGGCUCCUCAACACUGUUGCUCCUGCCUACUUCUUCAUGGCCACGGCCGCCACCUUCGUGCUCUACUUCCGCCUCUUCAUCCCAACCAUCUUCCCCAAUCCAGACACGUCCCUGAGGAGUUYCACGACCCUCCACACGGCCGCCUUCCUUUUCCUGAUGUUCAACGCGUUGGGGAAUUACGUAAUGACCAUCAAAUACCCCGCUGAAAGUGCCAACGAGACGGCGGUUCCGGUGUGCUCGCCCCACUGCUCGGACAAAGUGGACGCUCACUACCUCCUGAACGGCCGUCACUUCUGCAAACUGUGCAAGAAGGUUAUCCUCAAGAGGGACCACCACUGUUUCUUCACGGGGAACUGCAUCGGCAACAAGAACAUGCGCUACUUCAUCAUGUUCUGUGUCUACACGUCGUGCACGUGCCUGUACUCGCUGGUUCUGGGCGUGGCCUUCCUGACAGUGGAGUACUCAGUCUCCUUCGAGAACCCGCUGACCUUUCUGACCCUGCUCCCCCUCUCCACUGCUUACUUCUUCACGGGAACCAUCUCGGGCCUGCAGCUCUUCCUGGUGCUGAUGCUGUACGUGUGGCUGGGCAUCGGCCUGGUGAGCGCAGGUUUCUGCUGCCAGCAGGUGCUGCUUGUGGCCCGGGGACAGACCUGGUGUCAGAUGCAGAGGGGAGAGCUUUUGGAGAAUCGCAGCCCCUGGAGAGCCAACCUGAAGGAUAUUUUUGGCACCCGCUGGAUUCUCGGCCUUGUUUUGCCUGUGCAGACAGUGGAGACRUACUCUGAAGACACAGAUGCGCACAAACAAGACUGAGCGGGUUUAAGAAGCAAAAGCUGUAGGCUCAAACAUCAGAAAAGUUUUUUUUUAAUCCAUGUGAUUGGUUUUGAGGUCUACAUGGAUAAAGGGGACAUAUCAUGCAAAAUCCAUGUUUUUAGCCUUUAAAUACAUUUYGUUGUGUACUUAGAGUCUCUAGAAGUGCAGAAAAUUUUUAUUUAGUCGCUGCGUAGAUAUCUUUAUAUUCUGUUUGGGUCGUAUUUUUCAACUCAUUCAGUUUUCUCUUUUUUCCGAACUAUUACAUCACACUAUUUACGACAGAACUGCCRAAUAAGGUCUGGACUUACCAACYACARUUUGACGGUCUUCAUUCUCCUCUGGYUCUGGGUCAGACUCUGGCUCCAACAUGGAAGGCUGGAUGGACAAGUCUUCCGUUGUCGACAUGUUUUAAUUAAUGUGUAACUAAAAUGUUUCUGCGYCGCUAUAUAGUCAUAUCUCUACUAUCAAACUAGRAUGAACCGCUCAGGAAGCUGGAGGGGAYUUAAAGAGACAGCAUCAAAACGAGUUGAUCUGCGACACACCYCAGAAAAGGGAUGRAAGUUACAAUAAGGAGGAAUUUAGACCAAAUCAUUGCAGUWACAAUUUAUAUAGACCUCAACUGGAUGAUUUAAAUGUGCAAAAUGGAUUUAAAAGCAUGUGUCUCAUUUAAAGUUGUCUAUUAAAAUAAAUAGUUGUUACAGACACACCUUUUUAGGACAAGAGCCAUACAAGACAAAAUAGGUGCAUAGUAAUACUGUAUACAUUUAUAUUAUUAAGUGUUUUCAUAUUUUCAAAGCGGUUUAAUGAGUCAGGAAGAACAUUUGAUUUUCUAGUUAAUAAUUUCUUAUUAAGUCUAAAAGAUAGCUUUGCAUGCCUUCAAAGCUUUGUAUUAUUGACAGCCAUGUGGCGCUCUUAGAUUAUUAUAUACUGCCAGAUUUGACAGUUUGCUUUUUCAUGUCGAGUCUGGUGACAUUUUCUACUCAAACUGAUGCGACUGAUACUUUAAUGAGAACACAGUUGUGUUAUUCUUUGUAACAAAAGGAAGAAAAUAUGAAUCAUAUUAUCCAGGGUAUUAUUCACAAUGUGCCAUAAGGUUAUGCUUCUAKAAGUAUUAUUUAUUCUGCUGAUGAUGAGACGUGAUCAGACUUCCUGUCUGAGGUGAUUUAAGCAUCUAGGAUACUUUUUGGAGCUGAUUUUGUUUCAAUAAAAGAUUUAAAAAAGGACACAAAGCUGCUACUUUUCAUCUUUAAUAAUGACAUUCUUCUAGAAAAGUGACAAGAAAAGGAUUUCAACAGUUUGAUAGACAAAAAGAAAAA